UGGCUUUCCAAUUUUAUUAUCUCUCAUUUCCCACCGACUUUAAACAUCCCGUAACUAUAAAGAGUUAAAGCAAGUGCAGUGUUUUGAAAACAAAAUGGCGAAGGGUGGGAAGGAAGAAUACUCUUGCGAGAUGUUCAGCAACAAAUACUUCAUGCUUUGCGGUGCGGGAGGCGCCGUGGCCUGUGGCUCCACACACACCUUCGUGACACCCCUCGACUUGGUCAAGUGCCGGCUGCAAGUAGACCCGGCCAAAUACAAAUCAAUCUUUAAAGGAUUCGGAAUAUCCUUUAGAGAAGGUGGCGCUGCAAACUUGGUAAAAGGCUGGGCGCCUACCCUCAUCGGCUACAGUCUCCAAGGUGCAGCGAAGUUCUCUGGAUAUGAGUAUUUCAAGUACAAAUUCGCAACGUUAGUGGACGAGGAGACAGCUUAUCUAUACAGGACCUACAUGUAUUUGGCAGCGUCAGCGUCGGCAGAGCUCCUCGCCGACAUAUUCCUAGCCCCAUUCGAAGCCACCAAAGUGAGGAUGCAAACCACACCAGGAUACACAUCGAAGAUGAGACAAGCGAUGCCGCAUAUGAUGUCCACGGAAGGCUUCGGGGUUUUUUAUAAAGGCUUAACGCCGCUGUGGGGCCGACAGGUGCCCUACACCAUGAUGAAGUUCUCUUCCUUCGAGAAGACGUUGGAGUAUUUGUAUGCGAACGUUGUUCCCAAGCCCCGGGAGCAGUGUACGAAGGUGGAACAGUUGGUAGUAACGUUUACAGCGGGGUAUAUAGCUGGCGUAUUGUGCGCGAUCGUCUCGCAUCCAUCUGAUACUAUUGUUUCGAAGUUGAACAAGGAUCCGAGCGCGUCGAUCGGUAGUAUUAUUGGUGAAGUGGGGAUGGUGGGUAUCUGGCGAGGCUUGGUUGCACGCAUAAUCAUGAUCGGCACGCUGACCGGCCUGCAGUGGUUCGUGUACGAUGCCUUCAAGGUGUACACUGGCAUGCCGCGCCCACCUCCAGGCGACAUGCCGGAAUCGUUGAAAAAGAAAUUGGCCGCUAGAAAAUAA
Molecule: messenger RNA, 1045 nt
Organism: Pararge aegeria (speckled wood butterfly)
Lineage: Eukaryota; Metazoa; Arthropoda; Insecta; Lepidoptera; Nymphalidae
Product: phosphate carrier protein, mitochondrial-like
Exons: 1
Coding region: 95-1045 (316 amino acids)
Biological process (GO): mitochondrial phosphate ion transmembrane transport
Cellular component (GO): mitochondrial inner membrane
Molecular function (GO): phosphate transmembrane transporter activity
Source: RefSeq, a predicted model, not a curated record